Malus domestica (apple) is the source of this 652-nucleotide messenger RNA. The record is from RefSeq and is a predicted model, not a curated record. Lineage: Eukaryota; Viridiplantae; Streptophyta; Magnoliopsida; Rosales; Rosaceae.
CGCAAGCAUGCCUAUAUAAAUGGAAACAAGCCCUUAUUUUUUCCCGCAGGAAAUAAAUAUAGCGUGUUUUGUGGAGCAAUCGUACGAUUCAGCAGUGCGUCGUCUCACUCCCAGGACAGAAAUUUGUUGAGAAAUGGGCAAGAGAAAGGCCAAGGCUAAGCCUGCAGCUAGGAAGCGAACGGACAAGCUGGAUACAGUUUUCUGUUGCCCUUUCUGCAACCAUGGGAGCAGUGUUGAGUGCCGCAUUGACAUGAAAAACUUGAUUGGCGAGGCUAUCUGUUGCAUUUGCCAAGAGAAUUUCAGCACAACCGUCACAGCUUUGACCGAACCAAUAGACAUAUACAGCGAAUGGAUAGACGAAUGCGAGAGGGUCAACACUGUUGAUGAUGAUGGUGCUUAGGUGGAAAGUUCAGUCGUAUUGCAAAGGAAAGAGAGCGCUGGAAAGUAUGUGCCCUGGUUCCAAUUAAGUACUGACGAACCUUAUUUGUGCGUUGGUUGUGAACGUAGUAGUUUUGAACCUCGUAGGCAAAUGUAGAUUGAUAUCAUUCUGUAUUUUUUCUUCUUGAGGGGGCAUAUAUAAAUACAUGUACUGUAACAUAAUCUGAAUGUUAUAAGAUAAUGGAAUAACUGAGGUAUUGUGUUGCUCUCCGUU